Molecule: messenger RNA, 2365 nt
Organism: Centropristis striata (black sea bass)
Lineage: Eukaryota; Metazoa; Chordata; Actinopteri; Perciformes; Serranidae
Product: basic proline-rich protein-like
Exons: 3
Coding region: 819-2222 (467 amino acids)
Source: RefSeq, a predicted model, not a curated record
CCGAGGCUUUCCUCUUCAGGCUCUGUGUGCAUUCACAUAAAAGGGAGAGUUGGGAGCCUUAUGCCCAAUUCAAUGAAGAAUAUGAAUAAUUGUUACAACUAAAAGCAACACUGUUGCUGGAAAUAAGGCAUGUGAUGAAUUCUGGCAAAAAAAAAAGUGAAUUUUUGAGUUAAUAUAUUUUAUCACUCUAUUCGCUCUCAAUGACUACUGUUGAUUUCUAACGGCUGCACACCACAGCACACUUACACUCACACUAAAACUGACAUUUAAACAUUAGGGGUGCAACCAUGCAGGUAACCCUCAGUUUUUGGAUCAACUUAUUUUCUCUGAAAAUUAUCUCUUUAUUUUGCCUGUCAGCAAAAACUGCAUAUCACAGUAAACAAAUUCCAGUACCACUGGUGUACUGAAUAAUAUAACGCUUUUAUUUCAAGUUAAUAGUAACUAAACACAACCCUUUCAAACUGUAAAUUGCCUGUUAUUUAUUGACUACUUGUAUACACUAUAUAGUAGUAUAAAAAGAAAGGUAAGUCUAAAAGAAACAUAAAUUCCAAAAUAGCUAGUGCUUUGCCUAUUUUAAAUGAACAUACUUCAGUAUGUUCAUUUAAAAUAGGCAGAAGAUGGCUGCCAGGGUGCAGACACACAGUUGGGCAAGUCCUGAGUGUUUGCUUAAAAAGUCAUCCAAAAAGCAAAUUGGACCUUGGAUUGUGCUAUCAAUGUAUUCUUCUGUUGCUUGGAUAACCCUUUAUCUCCUAUAAAGUUCAACUUGUCUAAGAAAAAGGGACACUCUAACCUUGUAUCCAGCCAAAUGGAGUCAGCACAUGUUAUUCACACAGGUACUGGACUAUGGCCAUGCUAGGCUACCCCCAGGUGAGCAGGAAAAGGCUGUUACAGGCAAACCAUUCUCUGGUAUCUUUAAUAUCUUGCUGAUACUUCUUUUGGCUGGUGAUGUUGAACUAAACCCUGGGCCAGUGCCAGCUGGGCCUUCACCUUCGCUAGCUGGGCCAACAUCAUUGUUAAUGGGGCCUUCACCUCGGGCAGCUGGGCUAACAAUUUUGCUAGCUCAACCGAUGUUGCUGCUGGCUAGGCCCUUGCCUCUGCUAACUGGGCCAUUACCACUGCAAGCUGGCUUUCCACCACUGCUAGCUGGGCCUUCACUGUUGCUGCCUGGAUCUUUGCCAUUGCUAUCUGGACCUCCACCACUGCUGGAUGGGCCCUCACUACUGCUGGCUAGGCCUCCACUACUGCUGGCUAGGCCUCCACCUCUGCUAGCUGGGCCUCCACCUAUGCUAGCUGGGCCUCCACCUCUGCUAGCUGGGUCUCCACCUCUGCUAUCUGGGCCUUCACCACUGCUACCUGGACCUCCAUCACUGCUAGCUGGGCCCUCACCAUUGCUAGCUGGGCUUCCACCUCUGCUAGCUGGGCCUCCACCUCUGCUAGCUGGGUCUCCACCUCUGCUACCUGGGCCUUCACCACUGCUACCUGGACCUCCAUCACUGCUAGCUGGGCCCUCACCAUUGCUAGCUGGGCUUCCACCUCUGCUAGCUGGGCCUCCACCUCUGCUAGCUGGGCCUUUACCUCUGCUAGCUGGGCCUUUACCUCUGCUAGCUGGGCCUCUACCUCUGCUAGCUGGGCCCCCACCUCUGCUAGCUGGGCCUCUACCUCUGCCAGCUGGGUCUCCACCUCUGCCAGCUGGGCCUUCACCACUGCUACCUGGACCUCCAUCACUGCUAGCUGGGCCUCCACCUCUACUAGCUGGGCCUCCACCUCUGCUAGCUGGGCCUCUACCUCUGCUAGCUGGGCCUCUACCUCUGCUAGCUGGGUCUCCACCUCUGCUAGCUGGGUCUCCACCUCUGCUACCUGGGCCUCCACCUCUGCUAGCUGGGCCUCCACCUCUGCUAGCUGGGCCUCUACCUCUGCUAGCUGGGCCUCUACCUCUGCUAGCUGGGUCUCCACCUCUGCUACCUGGGCCUUCACCACUGCUACCUGGGCCUUCACCACUGCUACCUGGACCUCCAUCACUGCUAGCUGGGCCCUCACCAUUGCCAGCUAGGCUUUCACCUUUGCUACCUGGAUCCACACUGCCGUUAGCUGGGCAUCCACCCUUGUUAACUGGGCCAACGAAAACUUCAUGGCCUUGGGAAAGAGCUCAGGAUGUGCUCCAAAAAGUCUGCUGCCACAUGGUGAAUCACGCACACCUGUGUCCACACCGACUGCGUGGAUAAACUGCGGGAAAUGAGAUAAGCAUACUUGUCGUGCCAAGGACAUGAUACAUCCUGUACAGCGGACGAUCGGCCGCCUCAAAGUUAAACUGAGGUAAUGUAAAGAACUUUUGACCAAAUAUCAGGUAUAGCUGCACCCUGUGAUG